Messenger RNA from Solanum dulcamara, 2424 nucleotides. RefSeq names its product stress response protein NST1-like. Bases 847 to 2172 code for a protein of 441 amino acids. The record is from RefSeq and is a predicted model, not a curated record. The transcript has a single exon. Lineage: Eukaryota; Viridiplantae; Streptophyta; Magnoliopsida; Solanales; Solanaceae.
UCUUCAGCUCCAUGGAAUCUUUUGUAAACUGAUGAUCUCUGCUCAUUGAACAGCAGAGAAAGAAAUGAUUUUUACACAGUUGAACUACUAACUGCAGAAAUCAAUCGUUAAAAACCCAAUUUCCAUUUUUGUCCCUUUCAUCUCUCCACCCAAAUUUCUCCUUAAAAAAUUUCUCCUUUUUCCCACUUCUUUACUUUUUCCCAAUUCAAGAAACCUAUUAUUGGUUUAAAGGUCAGUUUUUUGAUGUGUGUAUAUAUAUAUAUAUGGCAAUAUUCUUUCUUGAUUUUAUAUGGGUAUUUGCUAAAAAGUUGUGAUUUUGGGUAUACCCAUUAGCUUUUCUUGGACAAAUUUUGGGUUAUUUGUAGUGUUGAUUGAUUUUAUUUGGAUUAGUGGUAAAGAGCUGCAAAUUUGGGGUUUUGGGUAUUUGAGCUGUUGUGUUUGUGAUUCUUGAGCUGCUUAGAGUUUGUUGAUUUGAGUAGUGGAGUUAGUUUUAUUUGAUGAAAGUAUGUUGGUUGAGAAAAAGAGUGAUUUUUGGUAUGCCAUUAGCUUUUCUUGGACUAAUUUUGGGUUAUUUUUUAGUGUUGAUUGAUUUUAUUUGGAUUUGUAGUGAAGAGCUAAAGUUUGGGGUUUUGUGUAUUUGAGUUGUUAUCUAUGUGAUUCUUGAGCUGCGUAGAGUUUGUUGAUUUGAGUAGUGGAGUUAGUUUUAUUUGAUUAUGCCACCACCAGAAGGAAAAAGUUUGUUGGUUGAGAGAAGUGAAGUGAUUUUUGGUAUUUAAGUUUUUGUGUGUAUGUGAUUUUGAGCUUCUUAAAGUUUGUUGAAUUGAGUAGUAGAGUUAGUUUUAUUUGAUGAUGCCACAACCUAGAAGGAAAAAAUGGACCGAGGCAGAAGAAAGAACUCUAAUUGAUAAGUAUGGUGAGAUGUUAUGUGAUGGGACUUUAGCUAAGAUGAAAACUAGGGAAAAGAAGUAUAGACCUAUAGCUUUACAUGUGAAUUCUGUGCACCAUGUUCGUGAUCCGAUCACGUAUCCAUGGCAAUGGACUUGGAAGGAUGUGUCCACUAAAGUGCAGAACAUGAGACAUCAAUAUACACUGGUGAAGCAGAAGAUUAAGAAGCCAAACUCUGGGGAUGAGUCGGGUUCUGGGGAGGAGUUCGAUUGGAUGGAGGGGCUAACUCAUUGGUCGAAUUUUUUAAGGUAUAAGGAAGUGUUUGGGGAUAUCAAUACACUUGUCUUCAAUUGUAGCGAUUCCAUGGCGGUUGUAGGAGAUGGAAAUGAAAAUAGUGGGGGAUUUGAUGUGAGUGGUAACGGCAUGGGGAUUGAUCAAUUUGGGCAUCUAGGACAUGCUGGGGACGGUGAUUUUACGGGAGGUAUUAAUGGGGUUGAUCAUGGUGUUACAGGUAGGGAGUUUGAUUAUGAUGGAGAAGAAGGAGAGGAGAAUUUCAAUGGUAGUAUCAGGAGAAAUAAUCAUUUGAAGGAAGAUGCGGAUAGUGGAUUUGUUUACGAAGACAUCGAGCCAACUGGAUCCGAUACGAGAAAGAAGAGGAAGAUACUAAGAGGGGUGGAGAAGAGGGCGUGGAGUUUCCUUGCAACGCAGUUGGCACAGUUAAAGGAAAUGGAAGCUCGGUUUGAGCAGCGUGAGGCUGAGAGGGAGCGGGAGAGGCAGAGGAGAGAACAUAUUAGAAUAGAACUUGAACAAGAACGUGAGAGAAAAUGGGAAGAAAGAGAAAGAGAGAGGGAGGAAAGGGAGAAAAUGAGGGAGAAGUUGCAGAGACAGAGAAUUCAAGAAUGGGAAGCCAUGGAGAAGGAAAGUGAGGAGAGAGAGAGGAGGAGACGAGAGGAACAGCUUAUAUUUGAGAGAGAACGUGAAGAAAGAAUGCACAAGAGGAGAUCAGAUUGGAAGAAGAGGAUUGACGAGACGUUAGGUCAGCAUCGAGCUGAAAUGAGCCAGGUCCAGACUCGAAUACUUCACGAACAACAAAAUCUUACUAGUCAGCUUCUUGGAAUUUUCUCUCAGUGGACUGGUCAUCCAACUGGGCUUUCUGAUCACACAGGAGCUAGCAACCAUUAUCUUUCACAAAUGAUGCAAAACUUGCACCAUGUCAACGGGAUGGUUCACGGAGAUGCAAGGGUUGUAGAGGAUGCUCAAGAAGACCAAUUUAUCGUUGAUGGAUAAAUAAAAGCAGGCUCCUUUUAGUAUUUUCAUCAACCACCUGAAGAGGGAAGGUUCAUGUACCUUGCAAGACAUGAACAAGUGUAAAGGUCAGUACUUUGUAAUUGUAUUAUUUGAUAUUAGGUUUCUACUCAAAACCUAUAUAUUUGAAUAAUGUUUCCUAUAUCCCCUUUUUAAUGUAGCCAUUAUAGAAUGUAGAGUUCUUGGCCUUCAAGUUUUUAUGUCGCCAUUGUUCAAUAAAAUCUUUUGAUAUAU